Messenger RNA from Hordeum vulgare subsp. vulgare (domesticated barley), 894 nucleotides. RefSeq names its product chaperone protein dnaJ 11, chloroplastic-like. The transcript has a single exon. NCBI's taxonomy places the organism in Eukaryota, Viridiplantae, Streptophyta, Magnoliopsida, Poales, Poaceae. The coding region runs from base 292 to 627 and encodes 111 amino acids. The record is from RefSeq and is a predicted model, not a curated record.
AUGGUGCGACACCAACGGAAAACCAUUCCCGCCCUCCUUCCUUCUACUCCGACAGUCGACAGUGACGUCCCAUCCCCAACCUAAAUAGCAAGUGAUCGAUGUCAUGUCCCCACCUCUCCACCACCUUACAUCCAAACCUAUCUCGAAUCGCUGGCAUGCAAGAACCCUUCAUAAUCACAAGCUUCAGCUCCCCGCCCUCGCGCACACCCAGCCGAAGUGUUCAACUCCCAGCCCACUCGACCCCCCAACCCCCAACUCGACCACGACCAAGCCGAAGGUCUACUCUAGCCAAUGGCGGGAGCAGCGCCUGUGGCGCCGCCGAUGGUAUCCGCGGCGAGGCCGGCGGCGGGGUCGCUGUACGAGGCGCUGCGCGUGGGGCGCUCGGCGACACAGGUGGAGAUCAGGACCGCGUACCGCUCCAUGGCCAAGCGCCUCCACCCCGACGUCGCCUCCUGCGGCCACGGGUACGGAGGGCCCGAGGCGUUCCUGGAGAUCCGGAGGGCGUACGAGACGCUGUCUGACCCGGCGGCCAGGGCGCGAUACGACAGCUCGCUCGGGGUGUUCCGCGGCGGCGGCGGCGGCGGCGUGAUGCGGGUGCGGAGGUGGGAGACGGACCAGUGCUGGUGAUCCAUCCACCAAGCCAUGAUGUCCCAACUCCCAUGAACGUGGAUGAGCUGCAACGGCCUGCGUAGGUGCAGUUUUUUUUAAGUCGUUCUCGGCGCAGUUAGUGCUAGGUUAGUGGAAAGGUUGUGGUGUGGGCCCAGUCAUCUGUCCCUCUAUGUAGCUGGCCCCACUUGUUAGUCUUUUUUGCGGGGCCAUUUUUUGGUUCGGUGGUGUAGCUUUUGUAAACAUAUAUAUUCAAGCUUGCUACUCUUCAGCUGUUUUUCGCCUAAA